This is a messenger RNA of Triticum dicoccoides, 995 nucleotides long. RefSeq names its product noroxomaritidine/norcraugsodine reductase-like. Lineage: Eukaryota; Viridiplantae; Streptophyta; Magnoliopsida; Poales; Poaceae. The transcript has 2 exons. The record is from RefSeq and is a predicted model, not a curated record. Gene Ontology annotation, molecular function: oxidoreductase activity. Bases 125 to 955 code for a protein of 276 amino acids.
AUGAUGUGAAACAAGAUGGAUGGGAUGCAGGGUCAUUGGGCCGAUCGAUCCAUCACACAAACAUAUAUAACUGGCUACUGAUGCAGGGUCGAUCAGUCGCUAUAGCUGAUAUAUUUACCGACCGAUGGCAGGUGUCACAUCGGAUUCUUCACAGGAGACGAUGAGUCACCGGUGGAACCUCGCCGGCAUGACGGCGCUCGUCACCGGAGGAACCAAGGGGAUCGGGCUUGCCAUCGUGGAGGAGCUGGCCGGGCUGGGCGCCAAGGUGCACACCUGCGCACGCAACGCCGCCGGCCUGGACAAAUGCCGGCGGCGAUGGCAGAGCAAGGGCCUCCACCAGCUGGUCACCGCCUCCGUCUGCGACGUCUCCGUGCGCGGCGACAGGGAGGCCCUCGUCGCCACGGUCCGCGACCUCUUCCACGGCAAGCUCCACAUCCUCGUCAACAACGCCGGCCAAUCCCUCUACAAGGCGGCCGCGGACACCACGCCGGAGGACUACGCCCGCAUCAUGGCCACCAACCUCGACCCCUGCUUCCACCUCUCCCAGCUCGCGCACCCGCUGCUCCGCCAAGCCGGGGCCUCCUCCGUGCUGCUCAUCUCCUCCGUCACCGGCUACAUCGCCUACCCGGCGCUCUCGGUUUACUCGCUCACCAAGGGGGCCAUGCACCAGCUCGCCAGGAGCCUGGCCGCCGAGUGGGCGACGCACGGCAUCCGCGUCAACUGCGUCGCGCCGGGCGGCAUCGACACCGAUAUCUCCACCACCACGCUCGCCACCGACCCAACCAUGGCGCGGAGGCUCGCCGACAUGGAGACGGCGCGGGUGCCCAUGCGCCGCUUCGGCAAGCCCCACGAAGUCGCCGCGGUCGUCGCCUUCCUCUGCAUGCCCGGCGCCGGGUACAUGACGGGCCAGGUCAUAUGCGUCGAUGGCGGACGCACAAUAGCAGCCAAGCUAUGACAAUACACAUGUAACCGUGAGGAGCCGCAUUCAUGGCUAG